Molecule: messenger RNA, 747 nt
Organism: Durusdinium trenchii
Lineage: Eukaryota; Dinophyceae; Suessiales; Symbiodiniaceae
Source: the annotation of a GenBank genome assembly
AUGGAAGCCGGAUCUUCUAUGUUUUAUCCUAUGCAGGUCGUGGAUGGCCGAGUUCAUGCACUCGGAGGAUCCACUUUGAGAGAGGCGUGUGAAAGGCUUCCCGAAGUUUCACCUGGAGUCAAGUGCCCCAUAGGAGAAGCAGUGAUAACAGAUGCAACUGAAGGCUUGAAGGAUUUUUUUGAGCACAUUGUGCAUGCAGCCCCGCCAAUGUACACCUCAACAGAUUGGGAGCACAAGUUGUCAAGGUGCUGGAAGGCCGCCCUUGAGAAGGCUUGGAGCCUUGGCCUUGGAACUUCUCUAAAAGUUGCGAGCCCCUUGCUGGGAGCCGGCGCAUGUGGGGCACCUGUGGAGGAGGCAGCUCAAGUUGCAGCAAGGGCUUUUGUAAAGUGGGCAGCCACUCCAGUGGGAGGAGCAUGGGGAACGCGUGAAGAAGCUAUUGCUGCGACGGUGGAGGCUGAGGUUGUUCGCGCACUGACAUUGAAGAGUUUGAGUGAAAAGGUCCUUCUGCAACAGGGGAAAGUCAAAUUGCGAUGCUGUUUGCAGUGUGCAGUAGAGAAGAUAUAUAUAUAUAUAGUGUUUUGGAAGCCGAUGUUUUUGUGCAUGUUUGAGCAGAAGUCUUCUUUGCGUUUAAUUCAACUUUCAUCUCAAGCGCCCAGUAGUCACCCCACUACUUUUGGUGUGGCGGCUUUGGAAGAUGCUGUCUGGCCGUGGGCCAAGACCAGCAUGGUUCACUCCAAGGGAGAGUGA